Messenger RNA from Branchiostoma belcheri (Belcher's lancelet), 3624 nucleotides. RefSeq lists its product as uncharacterized. The record is from RefSeq and is a predicted model, not a curated record. The transcript has 20 exons. The coding region runs from base 516 to 3311 and encodes 931 amino acids. Lineage: Eukaryota; Metazoa; Chordata; Leptocardii; Amphioxiformes; Branchiostomatidae.
GGGUUUUGAAUGCGUGACAGGAGCUUGAGGUAAAGAUGUCGAAAUUCGUUUGUAUUUUCACUUCAAGCUUUUGAUAAACUUUCAUGUUGUGUACGUGUUUUAGAGUAGCGGUUUAGUCCUCUGAACGGGCCAUGUCUCUUGGUAAUACGUGUUUGUUAACAGAAGGGGACCGCUUACAUGUAGGGUCUCCGCCUUUGUUUUGAUUAAAUGAGCGGUAACACUCAGGGCUGAAGACCUGGUCUCACUCCACAGAGCCUCGGACCAAGGGUCAGACCACACCUGUCACGAUGUGUAAAUCGCCAAGUGAUGAUAAACAGGAAAUCGUGGUUUGGUUAUAACACAGAGAACCAAAAAGGCUUUUUUCAUCACCCACACAUCACUCACUCUUGUGGUCACAGUCGGGGGAGAACAGUCCGAGAAGCCAGGUCUUUAGCUUGACGAAAGCUGUGGUGGGCAGCGUGUUUUAAGCACUGUGUGUGAUAUACCCUCUCUUCUAUAGGGAUUCGUGUUAAAGGAUGGCGUUUUCUACAUUUAUCGUGAUCUGUCUGGAAAUUCUCUGUCUCCUUGUCAACUCCUUGGAUUCAGCACCGUCUGAAAGCCAACUGAAUCUGCCGAGUUUCUGCGACAAGGAAUGCCCGCCGUUUGAAAGCCUGUGCUCCACGACAGACUACGAGGUUCGGCGCUACGCCAGCGCCAUGUGGGUCUCCACUACCGAGUACGGCGACUCAGGGUUCUCUAUGGGGCAGCUCCGGGCAGCAGAGAGACUCGUCAUGUACAUACAGGGGGACAAUAGCAAAGGUGUAAAGUUGCCUCUGACGGUACCUCUCGUGACGCAGCUGAGCAUGUCGGGAGACGCGGUUACCGUGUCGACCCUGGUGUCCAGAAAACUCCAUGCAGACCCUCCAACCCCUCGGCAUCCAAAGGUAGUACUUGACGUUCUGCCGGAGACUGUCCUGUACGUCCGCCCGUUCUCAGGGUACACCACCCGGAGUCUGGUGAAGGCACAGGCACAGAAACUCUUCAAGUCGCUCCAGAGGAACGCCGAACCAUUUUACGGCGAGCAGGACUACUUCUACGUGGCCCGCUAUCCCAGUCUGGACGCGUACAAAACACCCAAACCGCGGAACUGGAGACACUGUCUGCUGUACGGAGAUGCCCACGAGUGCGACUCAUACAGGGCACAGAAACGUAGAACCUCCUCAUCAAGCAGACGGGGCAGGAGGUAUAACGAGAUCUGGGUGUUCGCCACCAACGAGCGGACCCAGAACUACCGCCAGUUCGUCUACGGGAGAGAGUUCAGCUUCCUGAACGUCCCGUCAUGCCUGAGGGGGGCCGGAAACGACCUACUGAAGAAAUGGGGACCUCCUCUUCAGGAGUCGGUCCACUGGAUGUGGAAGUCGCAGUGUGGGGACAAGUUUUGUACAUCAAAAAGUUGCCCGAAGUACAAGGUGCUGGAGACUCACAAAGCUGGGUUCGAGACGCGGAGUUAUGGGAACCUGCACCUGAUAGGUCACAUGCCGGCCACGUGUCAUUACGACUACGUGGAGCCGCUGGGAACAGAACCAAUCAAACGGCACAUGAAUAAAACAGACGAGCUGUCCAGGUUCUCCGCAGACAUGUUACCGCGCAAGGCCACGUUCAUCACCCAGCGGUACAGGAAGGGUCACGAGGGAUGCGACAAGUUCUUCCUCUUCUACUACCCUGUAGCAGACGUCAGCGAACUCAACCUGAAACGAGCCCUCUUGUUGAAGCGCUUUGACUACCUGGACACGUACGUCAGAUGUUUCACCGGUUACGUCAGUCCUGACGUCAUCAUGGACCAGGCCCGUUACCUUAGCAACCAGCUCCAUGACAACGGGCUGUGCCGCGUGAGGGACAGGGUGACGGUGGCGGAGUACGACAGCCAAUCACGGCUGUUCGAUCGGCAUAACGAAAUCCUUUUUGACGCAGUAGAUUGCAAGAAGCCCCAGGAGCGUUCGCCAGACUUUGUCUUCGAUUUGCCUGUCAGUGACAAGAAAUACACACUACCAGAUAUUGGAGACAGAUGCCUCAAGAGAGAAUGUGCAUCGUUCAAGACUUUGAAGAAAUACGAGAACUUCAGGAAGAUGACGAGUGCUGGCAACAAUAAGUGGGCGUGUGUGGAACAGAAGUCAUGUGACCUGGAGUCGGCACGUGAUUCGUCCUUAAACCGCCUCUUGUCUUACAUCAACGGGAAGAACAGCGCAGGCGCAGCUAUGGACUUGGUCAUGCCUCUGGCCAUAACGGUGAACAUGACGGCAGGGAAGCUGGAGGAAUGUGCGUGGACGAUCACCACAUGUCUGCCGGUCCCACACAAGCACCAUCUGGACGUGCCAUGGGCGCUGGACACUGAGGUUGUGAUUACGAGUCUCUGGGAGGAGCCGGGGUUCUUCCAGCCUUUCCCCGGCGCGGUGACCACGGACAGAGCGAUGGAUGUGUACACACAGUUCCGACACCUGCUACACGACAUGCGGACCGUUAGGAAAGAGGUCUUCAGUAUUCUGAUGUACGAUUCGGAUGGGGCCGGAAAAGAGGGCUACAACGAACUCAUCAUCAUGGAGGAUGAAACUGAAUCUCCAUCUCUUUAUCGUGACCAGACACCGGGAAAAAACAAGGCGUAUAAGCGAGAACACGCCGUGAAGGACGAGGCACCGCGAGAUCCCGCGAGAAAAGCCGAGAUCGUCUACGUCCCGAUGCCGCCCAGGUGCAAAACCACCGAAUGCAUGCCGAUAAGGAAGACCAAGGACUUCGGCGACUUCUGGGAGAUAACAGUAACAGAUUACAAGGGCGUGUGCCAUUUUGAAAUUGGCUGUGGAGUCCAUCACUCGGGAAGGAAGGUCUUCCGCCCCCUUCUUAAAUACUUCGCCGGAGACAACGUUGGAGGAAUCCCUCUGGGCAGUCUUACGGCGCCUCUGUUCUUCAAUUACCAAGGCGUGGUGCUGAUGGGUUCCGCUGAAGAAGGGAGCUGCAGUUUACCGUAUGAAAUCUGCCUGCCGCUGCCAAAGGCUUUCCGAGGCAGGGAUGACCAGAUUGCUGCACUUAAUAACCACACAAACUUGUACACUCGAGAUGAGGUGAAGGCGUACAUCACGAGAGUACACGAGUACCCACUUCUCGCGAGAACAAUCCGAGAACACGGGAUACGCCUCAUGGAUCGCCUGGACCAGGAAGGAGUGAGAUACGACAAGGAGGCGCUGUUAGCCUUCACGUAUGACGACAACUUCACACCGCCGAGCCAGAGAGUCAGCUAUGUCGGCUUCGGCAACCCCAUCAGCGGGAAUGGCCAUGCUUAAAACGCCUCCGCCCCUAAGGCGUCGCCAAAAAAUAGCCAAGCACUGACGUUAUGCCAUGACAAGUUAGACGCAUACCGUAUGUUGUGUCAGUAAGAGGGCCAACUUCAAUGUCAAGGCCAUGGAGCCCAACAGAUUCGCAGAACGAUUGUAUAUAUAUAAACAUCUACGAACUUCCAACAUUGAAAGAAUGUAGUAGUUUAACAUAGUGCGCCUGAGUUGGCAUUAAGAUAUGUUUAAAAGCUGUACUAACACUGGCAUGCAGAAUACUGAUUAACAUACCAUAGUGACCUUCCUUACUAUAAUGUCUAAUUAA